Bathycoccus prasinos is the source of this 1230-nucleotide messenger RNA. RefSeq lists its product with no specific name. Gene Ontology annotation, cellular component: Golgi membrane; endomembrane system; SNARE complex. The record is from RefSeq and is a predicted model, not a curated record. The coding region runs from base 1 to 1230 and encodes 409 amino acids. NCBI's taxonomy places the organism in Eukaryota, Viridiplantae, Chlorophyta, Mamiellophyceae, Mamiellales, Bathycoccaceae. Gene Ontology annotation, biological process: endoplasmic reticulum to Golgi vesicle-mediated transport; intracellular protein transport; vesicle fusion. The transcript has a single exon. Gene Ontology annotation, molecular function: SNARE binding; SNAP receptor activity.
AUGCAUCGAAUGCCAAACGAGUACGGCGUCUCCUCGUCCUCCUCGUCCUCUUCGAGAAACACCCAGGGUGUAGGUACCGAUCGGACGCGAGAGUUUUUCGCGACCGCGGAAAGAGUGAGCAAACAAUUGCACGGAAGUAGACACAGGAGUAGCAGUGGGGGAAGAAACGAAAACGACGACGAGAACGGCGCCGCGGCGAAAGGAGAAGGCUCGGAUUUUUACGCCGCCUCCUCCUCCUCGCACGUGGAGAAACAGCAGCAGCAGCAAUUCGGGUCUUCUUUGGAUGACGACGAUUUCAACAACAACAACAAAGGAGGAGGCUCUUCUUUGCAUCUCGCGAACGAGGCGCCGAAGAUGAAAUCUGUGUUCCACCAGAGAGCCUCGCGCGUCGGUCACGCCAUCCACUCCACGUCGCAAAAGCUGGACCGGUUGGCGCAACUCGCGAAGCGGUCGGGCGCGUUUGACGACUCGAGUCAAGAGAUUAACACGAUUUCCUUCGCGGUGAAAGAAGAUAUCAAGCAGUUGAACACGGCGAUCGCGGAGUUGCAACAGCUGGCGUUGCACGAGAGAGAGCAAAAGACGAAACAGUCGACGCAACAUUCGGAGACGAUCGUGGAGAGUUUGAAAGGACGGUUAAUGGACGCGACCAAGGCGUUUAAGGACGUGUUGAGCGAAAGGAAGGAGAGCGUGAAGAAUAACGAGAGAAGACGAUCGAUGUUUGGCGGCAGCGGUAGCAGUAGUUUACAAACGCAGCAACAGCAAGGCGGUGGGUUUCAAGGCGGAACUGGACGGUUUGCCAGCGUCAGCGCGGCUGCCACGACGGGGAGUUUCAUGAACGUGGGCGCGCGAAGUAGCGAACAACAACAAGGAGAACAACAAGGGAAUUUCGGCCACAUGAACCCGAUAUCCUUCAACCAAAACCAAGUCGCCGUCUACCAAGACCAAGACCAAAACUACGCCACCUCUCGCGCCGACGCCAUGCAAAACGUCGAGCGCACCAUCACCGAACUCGGCGGCAUUUUCCAACAACUCGCCACCAUGGUCAACGAACAAGGCGAGAUGGCCAUUCGCAUCGACGAAAACGUCGAAGACGUCGUCAUGAACGUCGACCAAGCGCAGGGUGAACUUCUGAAGUACUUGAACUACAUCAGUAACAAUCGGUGGUUGGCCAUGAAAGUCUUCGGCGUGCUCAUGGCUUUUCUCAUGUUCUUCAUAGUCUUCGUCGCUUAA